Schizophyllum commune H4-8 is the source of this 1506-nucleotide messenger RNA. Its product is annotated as ERO1-domain-containing protein. Gene Ontology annotation, molecular function: thiol oxidase activity; protein-disulfide reductase activity; FAD binding. The transcript is spliced from 9 exons. The coding region runs from base 1 to 1506 and encodes 501 amino acids. Gene Ontology annotation, cellular component: endoplasmic reticulum membrane; endoplasmic reticulum. The record is from RefSeq and is a predicted model, not a curated record. NCBI's taxonomy places the organism in Eukaryota, Fungi, Basidiomycota, Agaricomycetes, Agaricales, Schizophyllaceae. Gene Ontology annotation, biological process: protein folding in endoplasmic reticulum.
AUGACCGAUCAGCCGACAGGACCAAUAGAGACGACGCUAUGCGACUACGAGACUGUGGAGAGUGUCACCGAGCAACUAUACUCUGACCUCCACGAGUUGGUCAGCAAGCCUUUCUUCAAGUACUUCCGGGCGGACCUAUAUCGGGAGUGCCCCUUCUGGCCAGAUGACGGUCAAUGUAAUGAGGCUGGUUGUGGUAUAACAUCGCUGGAUGAGAGUGACGUGCCCGAGAAGUUCAGAGCAAAGGCGCUAAGUCAGGUAUCAUCUGUGAGCGAGGUUCACAAACUUCCCGGGUGUUAUUAUCGCGACACCGAUUUCUGCUACCUGGAUGAUGAUACCGGUACGCGGGGCGAAUACUACGAUUUGUCGACAAUACCCGAAAGGUAUACGGGCUAUGCCGGUCAAGACGCACGUCGCAUCUGGCGCGCAAUAUACGAAGAGAACUGCUUCGGUCUCUCUGAGCUCAACUUGAUGAAGUCCAAGAACCCUGCGCCCGUCACCCUCCCCGAUACCAUGACCGACCCGUUCAAGAAUGAGAACGACGAGGUCGACGCGUCAGAGCAGUGCUUGGAGAAGAAGGUCUACUACAAGAUCAUCUCAGGAUUGCACGCUUCCAUUUCGACGCACAUAUGCUACGAGUCCCUUGACAAGGAGACUGGCGAAUGGGGACCGAAUCUCCCGUGCUUUGUCGCACGGAUAGCCUCGCACCCCGAGCGUCUGCAAUACAUCUACUUCAAUACCGUCCUCAUGUUGCGUGCUGUCGCACGUCUUGGGCCAUAUCUCGAGGCGUAUGACUACUGCGCAUUCGGGAAGCACGAAGACGACGAGGAGACCCUGUCUAAGUUGCACAAUGUCAUCGAUAUGGCGCAGACAGUGGGCAAGUUCGAUGAGACAGUGCUCUUCCGCGGAGAAAACGCCAACGUCUUGAAGGAAGAAUUCAAGAGCCACUUCCGCAAUGUCACUCGGAUCAUGGACUGUACCGGCUGCGACAAGUGCCGCCUUUGGGGAAAGGUCCAAACGAUGGGUCUGGCUACCGCUAUGAAGAUCCUGUUUGAGUUGGACGAGACCGCUCUCGACCCCAACGCGAACGCAGGUCUUCUGACUCGUCAGGAGGUGGUCGCGCUCAUCAACACUCUGCACCGUUUCGCCGAGUCUUUGCACGCUACCAAUGUCUUCCGUGAGAUGUGGCAGCAGACCAACGAGGACGAGUCGGAGAAGCUGAUCACUGAGGCCGAGCGGGCAGCCAAGGUGGGUGGUGUGGGGAUAGCCGACCCUCGGGCUUCAUUGACGCUUCGACAGCCCCGAACAUCGCCCGCUGUGGGGAGCGAAGCACGUUUAUGGGAGCAAGCGCAAUUGCGAUUUGCAGACAUUUUCCGAAUCUGUCGAGAUGGGACGAUGGGCUGCAUUGGAUAUAUCGCUGGGAUGUGGCGGGACGUUGUGCAGGCGAUGCAGUCGGUGUUUGCUCCAGGAGCAAAAUCGCAGGGACCAGGCUAUAGUACAGAGCUGUAA